Sorex fumeus (smoky shrew) is the source of this 1020-nucleotide messenger RNA. Its product is annotated as putative gustatory receptor clone PTE01. Lineage: Eukaryota; Metazoa; Chordata; Mammalia; Eulipotyphla; Soricidae. Gene Ontology annotation, molecular function: G protein-coupled receptor activity; olfactory receptor activity. Gene Ontology annotation, cellular component: membrane. Gene Ontology annotation, biological process: G protein-coupled receptor signaling pathway. The coding region runs from base 1 to 1020 and encodes 339 amino acids. The record is from RefSeq and is a predicted model, not a curated record. The transcript is spliced from 2 exons.
AUGGGAGUUUUUACAAUCUAUGGUUUCAGUAAACUUGAAACACGGUGUCUCUGCUCCGUGAACCCACAAAAUGUCACAGGCACCAUGGAAUUCCUCCUCCUGGGGCUCUCAGAUGAUCCCCAAGUCCAGCCACUCCUUUUUGGCCUCUUCCUGUCCAUGUACCUGGUCAGCAUCACGGGGAACCUGCCCAUCAUCCUGGCCGUCAGUUUUGACCCCCGUCUGCACACACCCAUGUACUUUUUCCUCUCCAUCCUGUCCACGGCUGACAUUGGUUUUAUCUCCUCCACGGUGCCAAAGAUGAUUUGGGACAUUCACACUCAGAGUAGAACCAUCUCCCCUGCAGGCUGCCAAGUACAGAUGUCUAUUUUUAUUCUUUUCGGCUGUAUGGACAGUUUGCUUCUCACAGCGAUGGCGUAUGAUCGCUUUGUGGCUAUUUGUCACCCCCUGCACUACUCUGUCAUCAUGAACCCCCGUCUCUGUCGUUUGCUAGCUCUGGCGUCUGUUUGCAUCAGUCUGUUGGACUCUCAGUUACACAGCUUGAUGGUGUCACAGCUCACCUUUUGCGCCCAUGUGGAGAUUCCUCUCUUCUUCUGUGACCUCCUUCAACUCCUCAGCCUUGCCUGUGGAGAUACAUCCACCCACAACCUACUCAUGUAUUUUAUCACUGCAAUCUUUGGUGGUGUACCAGCCUCCGCAAUUUUUUACUCUUACACAAGAAUUGUGUCCUCUGUUUUGAAGGUCUCAUCCACAGGAGGAAGGUCCAGAGCCUUCUUCACCUGUGGCUCUCACUUGUCUGUUGUUUGCUUAUUUUACGGAACAGGCAUUGGGGUGUACCUCAGCUCAAUAAUCUCCCAUUCACCCGGUAAAGGUGCAGUGACCUCAGUGAUGUACACAACUGUCGUCCCCAUGCUCAAUCCCUUCAUCUCAACUGUCGUCCCCAUGCUCAAUCCCUUCAUCUACAGCCUGAGAAACAAGGACAUCAAGCAGGCCUUCCAGAAGCUUCUCAAUAAAGCAGUCUAA